This is a messenger RNA of Rotaria sordida, 507 nucleotides long. The record is from the annotation of a GenBank genome assembly. Lineage: Eukaryota; Metazoa; Rotifera; Eurotatoria; Philodinida; Philodinidae.
AUGAGUGCAUUUGGUGUUUAUUAUUUAAACAGCUUAAUAUUACUAUUUGCUCUAUUAGGAUUAUUUGGUUUCAUUGCUCUUUGCUGUGGAUUGGUAAACAAUAAUGAUGAUAAUAGAUGUGAUUGUGAUUGUGCUCGUUAUCCAUGUAUAUGUAUAAGUCUAGAUUGUAAUGGUUGUGAAGAAAAUGAUAAUUGUGAUGGAAAGGGUGCUGAUGCAAUAGUGAUAGUUAUUGUGUUGAUAUUUGCAAUUAUUGGAGUAUUUGUCGGUAUUAUGCUCAGUGUCAUGGUUAUACGAGAAACAAUGAAACGUCAUACCAAGAAAUUAUGGUUAAGACAGGAAGCUAAAAAAUAUGUUGUCAAAGAUUUUCAAGGAAGAAGAAAUGAAUUACUAAACAUGACAUCUCGAUAUCGUUAUACAAACUUGCCAAUGGAUCAAACAACUCAUCGUGAUAAAAGUGAGAUAACGCCAUCAGCACCGAUUGAAUUAUUACAAGUAUCUACGCAAUGA